CGCUUUGGCUCUGAUGUCAAAAGCAUGAAAAUUGUUUAUUUCAUUAUUUCAUGGAUUUGGGUUUCUCCUACGAAAAAAUACUGCAAAUUGUGGGUUCUAACCCACUGAUUAGGAAAUAAGAUGUCUGGAUUGGUGCUUUGUGAGCCAACUGAACUUUACAACAUAUUGAAUCAAGCCACAAUAUAUCCAUGUUUGAGUGAUACGAAUUAUUUAUUACUGCUUGAUGCCCGCAAGAAACAUGAGUAUAAUGAAAGUCAUGUUGUCACUGCAAAGAAGGCACCAAAGAGUGAAGAUGAUGAGUUUGUUGUACCAUAUGAUUCAGAAUUAGAAUGCAAGCAACAUGUGAUCAUCUAUGAUAGCAACACCAGAAGCUUGAAAGAUGAAGGGCCAGCCAUUGAGUGUGGGAAGGUGAUGUGGGAUAAUGGGUCUCGUGGUGAAGUGAAGAUACUGCGGGGGGGCUAUGAAGAUUUCUCAGCCCUCUACCCGUUUUUACGGACUCAGAAAAUCCUGUUCAUGCCACGAGAAAUGGACGAGAUAAAGACGUACCCUACUGAGGUCCUGCCUGGUCUGCUCUAUCUUGGCAACAAGAGGCAAGGAAAUGCAGCUUACAUACAGAAAGAUUUGAAGAUCAAGGCACAAAUCAACUGCACAACAGAAGAAGGGGAACUGUUCAAGGAGCCAGGCCCAACAUUGAUGCAUAUUCCUGUUGAUGAUGAUGAAGAAUCAGACUUGUUGUCAAAGUUUGAGUCUGUCUGCACUUUCAUCGAUGAACACAAGGGCAACAAGCGCAAUGUGCUGGUAUUUUCCGAUCUUGGCAUCAGUCGUAGCAUCACUAUCAUCCUGGCUUACCUGAUGCAUCAUUACAAAUGGCCACUAAAGGAGGCAUACGAACAUUGCAAGAAAUGCUGCCACAACAUUCGUCCAAACCGAGGUUUUGUUCACCAGCUAUCCAAGUGGGAAGAGGAGCUCUACGGACAAACACAAACAGACAUUUCUGACCCAAACUUUUAAGUCAAUUCCUUAGAACAAAUGUACCAGAAGUGUCAAAACUAGAGAUAAAACACACAUAUCUGUGAGAGUCAUUUUGACUCAUGCGAUCACACUACAGAACCGUUUUUUAUGAGAUUUGAUGAACUAGAUUUUUAAGCUUUUACUGUGUGACUGUGGAAUUUACAAUCUUAUCUGCACUGGCUCGGAGUUUACUCCUGGAUAACAAUUGAAUACCUUGUCAGAAAAUGUUACUGUCAAAAUCGGUUGGUUGCAAUCACUUCCGUCCAUUAUAAAGGUGAUUACAUCUGUUAUCCUGAUUUUGUUUGUAAAUACUUAAGAUUCAAUAAAUACUUCUAUAUUGUCAA
Lineus longissimus is the source of this 1355-nucleotide messenger RNA. RefSeq names its product serine/threonine/tyrosine-interacting-like protein 1. The transcript has 7 exons. Bases 121 to 1011 code for a protein of 296 amino acids. Gene Ontology annotation, biological process: positive regulation of intrinsic apoptotic signaling pathway; protein dephosphorylation; negative regulation of cytoplasmic stress granule assembly. Gene Ontology annotation, cellular component: mitochondrion. The record is from RefSeq and is a predicted model, not a curated record. Gene Ontology annotation, molecular function: protein phosphatase binding; protein phosphatase inhibitor activity; pseudophosphatase activity. NCBI's taxonomy places the organism in Eukaryota, Metazoa, Nemertea, Pilidiophora, Heteronemertea, Lineidae.